AUGGAUGAAGUAGUAGUGUCUGGGAAUAUAUUUGGAGAAUCUAGGGGGAAAGUGGCUUCGAAUGUAUUAAUAUCAACUUGGGUAUUUAUAAGAGUUAUAUUUGUCCCUUAUGAAGAAGCAAAUGAAAAGGUUGAACAUUGGAUGAAGAAUGAUCAGAAAAUAACAAUAAUGAUUCGAACCUUAUUGAAUUUUCGCCGAGAUGAAAACACGUUAGCUUUGAAGCAGUCCGCCCUUUAUCAAAAAUUUGCUCGAGU
This is a messenger RNA of Funneliformis caledonium, 254 nucleotides long. The record is from the annotation of a GenBank genome assembly. Lineage: Eukaryota; Fungi; Glomeromycota; Glomeromycetes; Glomerales; Glomeraceae.